Molecule: messenger RNA, 924 nt
Organism: Pollicipes pollicipes
Lineage: Eukaryota; Metazoa; Arthropoda; Thecostraca; Pollicipedomorpha; Pollicipedidae
Exons: 5
Coding region: 151-924 (257 amino acids)
Biological process (GO): cilium movement
Cellular component (GO): cilium
Source: RefSeq, a predicted model, not a curated record
UCAGCGCCCCGAGACAGCCAGGUGUCCGUGACAUCAGUGCCCCGAGACAGCCAGACAUCAGUACAGUCAAAGGGCUCUGGCCCCGUGUCGGCCUCCGGAUCGGCGGAGCAAGCGUCGUCCCAUCACAGGGUUAGCAUUCAGACGCCCUCCAUGCAGGCUGCUGGGAAGAAAGGUGGAGAGGAAGGUGGCCAGGAUGGAGAAAAAGAAGAGGAAACAGAGCAGGAUCAAUAUGAGCUGGCCGAGGAGCGGCACCGGGCGCUGCGCGAGCGGCUGCUGCACCUGACGCAGCCGCGCGCUUCCAUCCUGAGCGAGCGCGGCGAGGCGCGGCCCGGCGCCAGCGAGCAGCGCAGCAUCAUCAGCCAGUACCUGCGCCAGCGCGACCCGCGCCUCUUCAUCAGCAGCCAGCGGCGCGUGGUGCGCUCCUUCCUGCCGCCCAUCUUCCGCAGCCGGUUCGCGCCGGCCGAGACGCCGCAGCGCGCUGCCAGCUCUCAGCGGCGCCUGCCGUCCAAGAUGGCAGAAACACAGCGUACCAUGGAGCGCACGUACUCGACCAAGAAGCACCGGAUGCCGGCCGAGCAGGAGCUGGAGGACCGCAUUCUGCGCGAGCGUUGCCAGCUGCCCAUGCUGAGCAGGGCCAGCGCCCACUGCCAUCGGAGCGAGAUGAAGCACAACUUCUGUAUCGACGUGCUGGAGCGAGGCUGCCACCAGACGCACACGGAGAUGUUCCACAUCCUGCGACGCGACGAGGCGGUGAAGGCGGCCAUGGCCGAUCCGCCGGCGCUCAUCGAAUACACGCCGCACAAGCUGCAGAAGCUCAAGCAGUGCCUCGUCGACAUGGAAGAGGCUGUCCGGAAAUUGGAUUAUAUGUCCGGGUACGCCUCCGCAAACGACCCUGGCAUUUUUCUUCCUGAAAGAGCCCGCUGA